AUUUUUCAUUUGUCAUCAACAAAUUUGCUUGAUCAAUCUUGUGCUAUCCCAUUUUUUCUAUUUUGUUUAAGUUAAAUUUCAUGAAUUGAAAACUAUGAACAAGGACAAUUCUCCCUCCGAAAGUCUCGUUAACUCGAGUGCUUCGGAAGAUAAAACCGUGAAGACUUCAAUGAGCGCCAAUAAUCCUUCAAUAAAUGAUAGCUCACUCCCAGAAAGAUUGCCUGCCAUGUGUGGAUGUGAUUCUCAAAAUCGGGAAGAAUCUGCAAACUCCGGAGUUCAACUAUCGGAUCAUGCGAACGAGUCCCUAUCGAAACAAGCUGAUGACGUUAUAUAUGAGGGCGGGCUGGAAGAUAAAGAUUCAGUAUUCCGUGCAAUUAUUGAAGACGAUGAUGCUUGCGAAGUAUUAGAUGAUGGAAUCGAUAAUUGCGAAGUGGAAGUGCGAGGAAUUAAAUAUAGAAUUCCAGUAGCUAUCGAGUGUCACCUCUGCAAUGAAAUGAUGAACUUGUGUUUGAGGAGAACUCGUUAUCGUGGACAAGCACGCGAAUACCCAGCAUACCGCUGCAACCGCAAAGGAUGCCAAACAUUUCGAUCCAUUAGAAAAGUAUUCGGGAAUUGUAUGUCAGAUGUCGAUAAUUCUGGCGAUGCUACAACUCGUACUAUGAUUUAUCAUCCACCACAUAAAGUUCGAAAAACUUCACCUGGAGAGUUUUCUGAUGAUGAUAGCAAAGAGUUUGUUGUUCAACGCGUCUAUAUACCAAAAAUUGAUAAUCGGAAUAAGGAUCAGUCGGUCAAGUCUUUAUCGGUCACCGACCGAAUGAGAAAGGCGAACCAGGAUCGUGCGAUUGUCUUCUCAGAGUUUGCAGAUCAACUUCGUCGAGAUAUUGUUGCUAAUAAACGUGUGAGAAUCAAAAAACAUGUAGAAGAGGAUCAACAAGGAACAUUAUUUUACAUCAGCAAGGAGCUCAAUCCACAAGAAGUUAUUGAACUUCAAGAUGUCAUUAUUAAAACACUCAUAUCUAUGAGAAAAAUUCCGCCUCCUAUGACGAUGGACGACUUGCCGCUUUUCGCCAAUUGCCCGUACUCCAAGAAAGCAGUUGAUGCUGGGUUAGCAAAAUCACAAAAUGAUUUUUGGAUAGCCUUUGCCAAUUCGGCACAACCUCCACUUCCUGCUGGAUUUAUUAAACGGAGUGACGACACACUUAUCUACAGAGAUCCCAGACCAUAUGUAGUACCAGAGAUCCUGAAACAAAAUUCACCACGCAAACAAGCUAAUGCUGUAGCUAGUUAUCACGAAAGAAAAAUAGAGCAAGAUGCAAUUAGGAUGAAAAGACGACAGGUCGAAAAGAAAUGCAGAUCAUUUGCUUCUCUGAAAAGAGAAUUUGAUAUGUCUGAAACUGAAGAGCGUCCGAGACCGAAAUUGCCGAAGACAAUAUAUCAAAAUACGAGGACCCACUCUGAUUCUCUCACUGAGAGGUCUCGCCAUUUUACUUAUGACGAAUUGAAACACAGCAUGGAAGCGAAUGCUGAGGGCCCAUCGACGUGUAGAAUUGGUAUUAGCAGAUCUGAAAGAAAUAGUGAGUCAUUGCAAUGGAUUGGUUUGAAGACAUACGAAGAUAGUACAGAUGGAUUCGCAAAGUCCGUCAAUUCUGAAGGUGAACGUCAGCAAGGAAUAAAUGGUCAAAUUGACGAUGAAGUCUUUGAGGAUGAAUCAAGAUUCAAACCAGUAGCGUCAAUGCAAGAUGUGAUGAGGACAUUGUCUACUCCAAGCACACUUCGACCACCUGUGUCUCCGCUUAUGAAAUCAUUCAGUUCGAUGGACAGCUCAAACUUCAAGAAUCCAAUCAACGCUCAUCCACCAAUGUUCUUCUCGGAUCCGCAUUUCCUAAUCAACAACAAUCAGUUCAACAGUCCAACACCAUUCUAUGCUCUGAAUAGUUAUUUCCCUUCAUUCCCAAUGGAUUCUAGCCAAGUCUAUCAGAAUGCUACUGACGAGCAUUUCACCCCUAGCGGAGCAUCCGAAGUGGUCUGCACUGAGCAAACGCCAGGCCAUCAUUUCACCUACAUACAUCCAGACUCUGGGGUUCGUCUCACCGAUCCGUCAGCCUUCUUGACAUCAUUUGUCCCAUCUCCUAUCACGAAAGUUCCUCCAAUCAAUUUUAAUGACGAAACGUCGAGGUCUCGUUCUGCCUCUGCGCCAUCAACUUCUGUUUACAACACUGGCGAGUUCGAAAGAUCACACAAGAAGUAUGAGAAUGAGGAAGAUGAGAAGCUGAUGGACAAUCAAAACUUCAGUGACGAACAGCCGAAAGAAUAAUGUUUGUUUUCUCAUCCAAUCUAUUUGCAUUGUUUUAUUCCCACAUUUAUCGUUUUAUUGCACUUGUUUUAACCAAUUAUACUGUAUGUCAUGUUAUUAUUUGUACUGCACUUUCCUAGUUUUCAUGUUGUCAUUUUUAUGCAUGUUAUUCGCACAAUUAUGUGAUUGUUUUCAUUUGUUUAUUAUCAAUUCAAAUCGAAUACAGUUUCAUGCUUCUUCUC
This is a messenger RNA of Caenorhabditis elegans, 2535 nucleotides long. It is a transcript of the gene szy-4, whose product is annotated as Suppressor of ZYg-1. NCBI's taxonomy places the organism in Eukaryota, Metazoa, Nematoda, Chromadorea, Rhabditida, Rhabditidae. The record is from RefSeq and is marked reviewed. The transcript is spliced from 9 exons. Bases 95 to 2314 code for a protein of 739 amino acids.